This is a messenger RNA of Drosophila elegans, 1892 nucleotides long. Its product is annotated as alanine--glyoxylate aminotransferase 2, mitochondrial. Lineage: Eukaryota; Metazoa; Arthropoda; Insecta; Diptera; Drosophilidae. The transcript has 4 exons. Bases 156 to 1712 code for a protein of 518 amino acids. The record is from RefSeq and is a predicted model, not a curated record. Gene Ontology annotation, molecular function: pyridoxal phosphate binding; L-alanine:glyoxylate transaminase activity. Gene Ontology annotation, biological process: glyoxylate catabolic process. Gene Ontology annotation, cellular component: mitochondrion.
UCUGCCGACGACGUUAUAUGCGGACAGAUCGCGCUGCUUUGAUUCGAGUGCGAGUAGAAGUGCUGUUCAAAUCAAAAUAGUAAAUACAUACCUAAAAUAUAUGUGUAUCGAAAGGUGAUCACAGAACAGCAGAAGAUUGGAAACUGAAUUCAGAAAUGAUGUCUAAGCGAUUAUUGGGUCAUACCAGUCGGGUCCUUCCCCGCACCUUGGUCCGCAGGAGCUCCAGCUCAACCCUGCGCUCAAAGGCAGCACCCGCCGCGGUGAACCAGGUGCAGAGUGAGAUGCCCGAGUGCGGUCAUAGUCCUGUGGCCUACGAAGGAUCCAGCUAUGAACAGAUCCUCAAGACGCGGCGCAACCACCUGACACCCAACCUGCUAGCCCACUUCAAAAAACCGCUGGUGAUCCAUACGGGCCACAUGCAGUGGCUGUACGAUCACGAGGGACGGCGCUACCUGGAUAUGUUUGGCGGAAUUGUCACUGUGUCUGUGGGACAUUGUCACCCGAAAGUGAACCAGGCGCUGAACGAGCAGACCGCCAAGCUGUGGCACACAACCAACAUCUACAUGCACCCGAAGAUUCACGAGUACGCCGAGCGACUGGUGGCCAAGUUCCCAGGGAACCUGAAGAGCGUUUGCUUCGUGAACUCCGGCUCGGAGGCCAACGACCUGGCCAUGCUGAUGGCGCGCCUGCAUACGGGCAACCAGGAUAUCCUCUCCUUCCGCAACGCCUACCACGGCAUGUCGCCGUACACCAUGGGACUGACGGCGCACUCCACCUGGCGCUUCCCGUUGCCGGGGGUCAACAACGGGUUGGUGCACGUAAUGAAUCCCGACCCCUACCAGGGCAUUUGGGGCGGUUCCUCCUGCCGGGACUCGCCCGUGCAGACGACGCGCGACUGCCAGUGCCGGGACGGCUGCCAGGCGGGCGACGCCUACUACAACGAGCUGGAGGAAACCUUCAAGUACUCGUUGCCGCGCGGCAAGGUGGCGGCGAUGUUCGCCGAGUCCAUCCAGGGGGUCGGCGGCACGGUGCAGUUCCCCAAGGGCUACCUAAAGCGGGCAGCCGCACUGGUCAGGGCGAACGGAGGACUUUUCGUGGCCGACGAAGUGCAGACGGGCUUCGGACGCACCGGCGAGCACUUCUGGGGUUUCGAGGGCCACGACUACGUGCCCGACAUAGUCACCAUGGCCAAGGGCAUUGGCAACGGCUUUCCACUGGCCGCCGUGGUCACCACGCCGGAGAUCGCCGCCUCGCUGGGCCAGGCUCUGCACUUCAACACCUACGGCGGCAACCCCAUGGCCAGUGCCGUGGGAAUCGCCGUGCUGGACGUGAUUGAGGAGGAGCAGCUGCAGCGCAACUCGCUGGAGGUGGGCACCUUCUUCCUGAAGGCUCUGGCCGAGCUGCAGGAGCGCUUCGAGAUCGUCGGAGAUGUGCGGGGCAAGGGCCUGAUGAUCGGCGUGGAGCUGGUGGGCAAUCGCGAGAAACGUACCCCGCUGGCCACGCCACACGUAUUGGAGAUCUGGGAGAAGUGCAAGGAUCUGGGCGUGCUUUUCGGACGCGGAGGCCUCCAUGGAAACGUGCUGAGCUUGAGGCCUCCUCUGUGCCUAUGCAUCGGAGAUGUGGAAUUCGCCCUCGAGACAUUGGAGGCAGCCUUUAAAUUUCACAUGAGCAAAAGCCCUCGCAGCUGGAGAAUCAGCCAAAGGACGAGUUAGGAUAACAAUUGUACUUCAGAGCUCAUUUAUUCACUUUGCUUACAAGCUAGUAAUUAAACAACGAUAUAGAGCAGCAUUAUGACCGAAAAUCGAUUCCAAAAGUGAGCGAUUUUUGAGCGAGGCUUUGACUUAGUUGUAUUUAUCCUUAGUUGUAAAAAUUAAAUUGUGAUGUGGAUCAUG